AUUAAAUAAAAGAAAACUGUAAUUACUGUUGAUUACUUCUAAUUAUUUUUGAAUCAGUGCUGUGAGGUGACACAGAAAUGUCGUAGAGAACAUACGUUGUUGUUGUUGUUGUUGUUGGUAUGCCUGCUCUCGCCCCAAAACUUUCAAACGUGAGCGUUCAACGAUCUACUUGCCCCAUUUGUCCAGCUUAAGUUUCAGCCGACCAGUCGAUAUUACGUGUACUAAUUCAUAAUGGUAAGUUAUUUCUCUUUUCUUCGGUCCCGCAAAACAAAAAAAAUAACAAACAACGACUCACAAAAUGUCAUAUAUUGUGAGCUAUGGCAAAUGUGCACCUCAGCCUGCUGGGUGCCUGAGGCUCCCCUCGAAGUUGCAUUGAAGUUUUCCGAGGUUAACAGAGGGUUAAAUUUUGAAACAUUUUCAAAUCCCCUUUUUUCUAAGUUUCCUCUCCUUAUCUAAAAGGUGCUCAUCCAAAGGAGGAUCCCCUCCUUAGCCUUGGGCAGGGCGUUAGCUUUAGGCCUACAUACCACGCACCAGGCAGGCCUGCCCUAGGGCCAGAAGGUGUACCUUUCCUCUCAUAAAGAUGCAAUUUUAAUGAACAAUAUCAAAGAUUUCAUGAAGGUGUAAAACGUUUCUAGAAUUUUUUUUUUUUUCAGGCGCUGCGGACAACAAUUGCAGACAUUGUGAGAGAAGCUGAAGUGCCCCUAGAUGAUUUGGAAACCACGCAGCUUCUAGACCACCUGUUUUCAAAAGCUAUUGGCGUUACAAAAAUCACUGACCUAGUGGAUGUCCAGAGAGAAACUCUCCCUUCAAACUUACUGGAAACACUAGGACAAGUACCAGCCAAAAGGCUCAUCAGAUAUUUUCAUAAUGCAGCAGAAGGUACAAAUGAAAACAUUUAUAUAAAUAAGUUGAAAAUCCCCAAAAGAGUUCAUGAACUCCAGCAGUUGUCUAUAGAUAACAAUAUUGGUUUUAUUCACAGCCGCAAGUCACAAUCGAAGUAGGAGUAGGAGUCCAAUUUCACCCAGAAAUGAAGGUGAUUCUGAUGAAUCUGGAGCCAGUCAACAUGAAGGAGACAAUACCCCUGAAAAACCUCCUGUCUUUGGGGAAGGUAUGUACAGAAAUUUAUUAAAUUCAUCUGAAGUAGGUGUAUUUCUUAGAGUUUUUACAAAAUGGAAAAUUAUUUAUUUGUUCUUUACUUAUUGCAGGUGAAUUUCGGUAUAUCAUUAACUGGAAUGACAUGCCAAGGAAAACUGUGAGAGCCUUGGAGAGAGCGAAGCAGAACAAAGUAGAGGGAGAAGAUGAUGAAAUCAAUAAAUUAAAGCGGGCUCUCGCAGACAAAAUUGUAAUCGCUUAUAAGGAUUUUCGAAAGACCCAUCCCCAUAUCACCCAAAAGACCCCAGGAAUCAAAGUAUCAUUUGAUGUUGCAAUUCAGGUUGUCAAAAAGUUUGAAAUAGCUAUGCAAGAAAGCUUAAAUGGCAAAGUUCAUGGAGAUGGCACACUAACCUUCAGAAAAAGGUUAAACACCAAAAUAGAAAAUAUGUUUAGAAAAGAGGAGGACACAGAAGACGGGGGAAUGCCUUCUAUAAGCCGAGGAGUUGGUGUACCAGGUGUUCUGAAAGAUCAAUAUAGACCACCUCUUUCCAGAAAAUCAAGGAAUCGUCAGACACUGAUAAGAGGCUCACUAUGUAGAAUUAAUAAAGAAGAAGAUCCUGAUGAUUGGGAUUGGAUAGAUAUUGGAACGAAGAUGAAAGACACCUAUGAGUUGCAGCGAGAUGAUAUAGUUGAGCUGACAAAAAAAGUUAUGGAUGAAGAUAAGGGAGAAGAUGAAAGCGAUCCAGAUGAGGAUGAAAGAGUAAUGUCUUCACUCAAGAGAGACUGGCCUUUUCUAUUUUACUCCGUGCCAAUGAAUACUCACUACAAGAGGCUCACAGGAAUUGACUUGCAGGAACGGGUUCUAAAAUUUUUGUCAGCAGAUGAGCUGAAGUACCUUCUCUUAUACUAUUGCUCGUGUUCUAACAGCAGUGCCAUCAACACACAAAACUUGGUGCUGAAAUUAAAAGUUCAGCAGGAAAUGCCUGCCUCUGCUUCCAUGUCAACUAGCACUCAAUUUUUACUGGCACUGUGUAUGACUGCAAACAAUUUUGCUGAAACUUAUACCAACACUUUUUUGUUCACAUCAGAAAAAACUCUGAGACCAGAGGAGGUGGAUUCUGUACCAAAUUUGCCCAGCAGUAUCUGCAUUAUUGCUCUUGGUGAUGAUCCUUUCAAUGCAAAUACGUAUUAUGUGUCACUUGAUAAAAUCUGUGUAGCAGAGAAAGAAAAUGCAUUAGAUGCAGUUAUGAUGCUAAUUAAAAUCUGUUUUGUGUUUGAUAUUGAAUAUCCUCCUGGUUUGUCACUGACCUUUGAGUUUAUAGAGAGAAUAGUACUUGAACUUACUGUGAAAGAGACUAGAGUGAAAAACAAGAGCGGAAAACUUCUUCUAGUGCUGACAGAGAAAGUGAAAAAGGCUGGUAAAACUUUUCAUAACUUCAAAAAAUCAGUAAGGGAAGGUCUUGAGCAAGAUUUCUAGAUUAAGAGCGCAAGAUGAUGUGCACACUUUAUGAACUUUUUAAAUUGAUUUGAUCGCACUUAAAAGUGUGAAUCUCCACACUUAAUGAACUGAAGAAGUUUUUAAAUUGGUUUAAGUUUAAAAUUUAUGUUUCAUUUAUGACAAAUUUCUUUUAUCUUUAUACAUAUA
Molecule: messenger RNA, 2737 nt
Organism: Frankliniella occidentalis (western flower thrips)
Lineage: Eukaryota; Metazoa; Arthropoda; Insecta; Thysanoptera; Thripidae
Exons: 6
Coding region: 1238-2569 (443 amino acids)
Source: RefSeq, a predicted model, not a curated record